UCUAAAACCCUUACAAAAUGAAUCCUUGUUCGAUUCACACAUUUCAGUCCCCCUGCAAAAUCCGAUAGAAAUAUGGCGAGAACUGCUCUCUUCCACUUGCUUCGAUCCCAAUCCAAGCAACUCAUUUCCAGAAACAUCCAUUCAGGUUAUCGUUUUAGGUUUGCAACACUGUCUGGCACCCAAUAUGCGAAGCCGAACCUCAACUAUGCAACGAGCAUUUUCAGUGUCCAAAAAAGAUGGGCUUCUCAAGCUAAGACAACUGAGGAUGGCGACAAAAUCAGCAUCGGUCCUCGUAAAAGCAAAGAAGACGACGAAGAUGAGAAGGAUGCCGGGGUUGUUUACUACGGUCCGAUUUCUUCUACAAUCAAGAAAGUAAAGAUGCUUUCACUUUCGACCUGCUGCCUCUCGGUAUCGUUAGGCCCUGUCAUUACAUUCAUGACUUCUCCUGAUAUGAAUGUGAUUGUGAAAGGUGCGGUAGCAUCCUCUGUGAUAUUCUUUAGUGCUACAACAACUGCCGCACUUCACUGGUUCGUGAGCCCUUACAUCCACAAAAUCCGGUGGCAGCCUGGUUCAGACAGCUUCGAGGUGGAGAUGAUGUCUUGGUUAGCAACAUAUAUUCCACGAACCAUUAAGUUUGCAGACAUCCGUCCAGCCGAGACCAACAGGCCAUUCGUGACAUUUAAGGCCAAUGGGAACUUCUACUUUGUAGAUGCUGAGCAUUGCCAUAACAAGGCUUUGUUGGCAAGACUCACACCCCAGAAAGCAACUCAUGAGUCAGCUCUUAAGAACUUAUGAUUUGAUCAUUUGAAAGGUCGGGUAUCGGGUCUCGAGAGCUCAUGAAAGUUUCAUUGUUAAGACGAAUGGUCUAUAGGGUAGGAUUAUGAUAAGUGCUUGAAUAAUAAGCCUGUUGAUUACAGAGAAACACAGACUUUCAUGGAUUUUAAAUGGAAUUUCAUUUUACUGCUGCUUUGCCAGUUUUGAUGUAGUGAAAA
Gossypium arboreum is the source of this 992-nucleotide messenger RNA. RefSeq lists its product as uncharacterized. Gene Ontology annotation, cellular component: mitochondrial membrane. The record is from RefSeq and is a predicted model, not a curated record. NCBI's taxonomy places the organism in Eukaryota, Viridiplantae, Streptophyta, Magnoliopsida, Malvales, Malvaceae. Gene Ontology annotation, biological process: mitochondrial proton-transporting ATP synthase complex assembly. Bases 73 to 795 code for a protein of 240 amino acids. The transcript is spliced from 2 exons.